GCCCCGCGCGGGGCAGCGCUGAAUGGAGAAGGGGCGGGGGUGACCGAGGGGAACCUACUCUGCUAUCUGCAGCGCGCGCCGGCGGCGGGGCCAGGCCAACCGCCGAAUUUAGUAACAUCGCCUGCGUCAAUCACGCGCCUUGCGUGCGUCAGCGCGGAGCGGCUCCAGGUCCUGCUCCCCCCUCCAGCCUUUCAAUGGAUACAAUGUAGGAGCGCCCUCCUUCCUUCCAAGACUGGAUUGGGACCCGCGACAGUGCAGAAGCUCGGGUCUUCUAAGCUGGGUCAACUUUCGGAGCAUCCUCCCACGGUCUUCUCCACACUACCCUCUGUCUGAAGUAGAAGUGGAGGUGAAGAAACAUACAUGUGUUUUAUAUUUGUAUACAAAUUUGUUUUCAAGUUUCUGGUUCUAGGUCGACCCUUCUCCGAUUCUGAAACUUGUGCCUUCAGCAAUGGGAUCCUCCCCCAACUCCGCCCCUCCCAAGCACACACACACACACACACUCAAAGAUUAUAACAGGUCAAAGAAAUAAAGUGUAACAUCUGAUUCAAGCGGACUAGAUGGGGACCACGUCUGUAUUACUUCACUCAAAUAUUUUCGCCUCCUCAAAAAUUAAUUUCUGAAAGAAGUUGUUUUCACUCAGAAGCAACCUUUGGAAGUAGGAGAUACUUUAACUUCGGUGAAUUUUUGUUUUUGUUUUGAGCAAAAAAAAUCCACACUCAAAUUCAUCAUUUCCAGGAAGAAAUUGCUCUCCCUCACACAGUCGCCCAGGCUUUCAGCACACCAUUUCAUGACAAAUGUGUUUCAGGAGACCAGAGCAAAACCCCUAGCGAGGGACUGACUAAUAACUUCUGUUGAUUGAUUUCGAAAUGUUUAAUUUGGAAGAUAGGAGGGGGGACCCGUCUACAGCCAUCAAAAAGUGAAAGUGCGAGCUGUGAGUUCAAUUUCUAGUGGGGGGGGGAGGAUGGUUUGCAACAGUCAGACCUACUCAGCUGUUCAACACGUGUGUAUUUGUUUUAUACACAUUAAGUAGUUUCUGCUGCAGCGCGCGCGGGGGUGAUGGCUGUGCACUUCGUUGGGUUAUAAUGUGUCCAGUUAGGAAACCCACGCCGUAACCGUAAAUGUACACAAAUAAAACCUUAUCCCUGGAGUCCUCUUCAUCGCUAUGAGAAACUUGCACCCCGCAAAUGAUGGGAGGGGGAGGGGCGUCAACCUUGUCCCACAGGGCCGAAGAGACAUUAACAGUUUGAGAACCCUUGCACCAGGAAAGCGCAGCUGCACCUUCGGGAGUCUUCGGGCUGGUGCCUGACUUCUGCACCGUCUGCCAGGUCACUCAGAGAAGCUGGCUGGCGGAGCCUUCCCUUUCGGAAGAGCUGCCCUCUCCCUUACCCCCUCGCCCUGGCUCCCUGCCUCGGGGCAGCCUCGGAGGAACGCCAGAAGCACUCCUCCAACUCUACUCCACCCGAGCCUGACAGCUGGGCGGGCGGUCCCGCCUGACCCGCCGGCUGGCCGCUGCACCCUCCAGCAGACGCGCGCCGAAACCAGCAGCGCCGCCGCAAAGGGGUUGGCAGCGCGGGUCAGAAAAGCCCCCGGGCCAAGGCGGGCUGUGCCGCGCAGUUUCCAUUGUGCAGACGUGCGAAUGGCCGGGGAACGCGCGCGCGCGCGCACACGUAUUCACACACCCUCCCUCGCACACGCGGAACCGGCUGGGCCAGAGGGAGGAGGAGGGUGACGUAGCGUCCCAUGGCGUCACAUUGACGUCUCGCAUUCCAGGCACUCUAUGGAGAGGCCGCUAGGGCUCCUGUGGCAUAAAUGACGUGCCGAGAGAGCGAGCGAACGCGCAGCCGGGAGAGCGGAGUCUCCUGCCUCCCGCCCCCCACCCCUUCAGCUCCUGCUCCUCCUCCGCUCCCCAUACACAGACACGCUCACACCCGCUCCCUCACUCGCACACACAGACACACGCGCGCACACACGCUCAGCAAACACACUCCACUCUCUCCCGCGCGCUCACACCCCUCCAGCCCAGCGCCCUCGCCGGUGCAGCGCGGCGCCGUAGCCGGACGCCCCUCCCGGGCUCACUUUGCAACGCUGACAGCGCCGGCGGUGGCCGUGGAGGUGGGAACGGCGGCGGCAUCCUCCCCUUUGGUCGCAGCCAGAGACAGGACGCCCGCGGAACCCUUCGGCCGCGCUCUCCCAUGAGUCGGGAUCGCAGCAUCCCCCGCCAGCCUCUCACAGCCUCUGGGAGCCGCUGGGCUUAUACACGGCAGCUCUUCCCGGACAGCAGCUGCGACCCCCUGACCCCUCGUCAGUGCAGAUUUUGGGGUAGCUCUCUAGAAACUCGCUCUAAAGACGGAAUCGCCACAGCACUCAAGCAAGCCCGGGGGCGCAAGGGCGGCGGGGAAUGAAACUUACACGACCCUACCGGCCCGCACACCCCAAGGUAUUGGGGUUUUUCGUCUCCACGUUCCCACCCCUCGAGCUAGCCCACUGUGGAAGAGCACAGCCCGGUGAGCCCGGGCCCUGAGACUGCACCCUCAGCGGAACCGGGCAGCACCGCCGCCGCUUCGCCUCCCCGGACAUCCCCACCUCCUCCACCCUCAGCCUCUGCUGGAAAGACCCCCAGCACAACCAUUCAGCGCGCAAGAUACCCUCCAGGUAGGUCUUAUGCACGAUCCCUUUUUCCUCCUGGGCAGGGAGAGGUGGGUUGGGGAGCCAGACACCCCAACUUGCCCAGCUCUGAGGCGGUGACUGCACCACGCAUUUCACAGAACAGGUGGCUUCUUCCGACGAAGCUUCUCUGUAUACCACACCCUGUUGCUACCGAAUGGAACAGCCGACUAAAUUAAGCGUUGCGUUUCUCAAAAUUAUUUUUUUUCUGAGAAAAAAUAUAAAUACACUGAUAGAUUAGAGUCCUUUUUUAUACAUUUUACUGUUUUCACUUUUGUCAUCCUUUUAUAUCCAGUUUAUGUGUCGAAGAGUAUGGGGUCACUUAGAGCAACACAGAGCAUUUUCAUAAAACCAUAAUCAUUUGGGUGCAGGAGAAGUUUGGAUCAUUGAAGUUCAGAGGAAAAGAAAAAGGCAUUUAAACUGAAAACUAAGAACUAAAUUGAAGUUUGGCAGAAGAAAGAAUUGUAGGUUUGGUUUCCACAACCUCUUCACACAUUUACUAAAAGGCUACUAGGUGCCAGGCCUGUGUAGACACCAGAGAGACACAGACAAAUAGAACACAGCCCCAGCAAGUUCAUUUUCUAGCUGAAAACCUCAGAAAGACACAAAGAAGAGCAAUAGGCAGGGAUUGUCAGGAAGGAAUGACAAAAAAAGACUAACAGAGAAAUCCUAGAGGUGCCAAAGAAAGAGAGAAGGAAAAUAAAUGAAAGACCAGCCAGUAGACAUUUCAUCCUAACAACCGGACAGCAAGAUAAGUAAUCCUUUAACCCCAAAAUAGUGUCUCUUUAAGGCCCUGCUUUUAAGGCUUGAAUCGGCCUUUCCUCAUCACUGCUUCUUCCAACAGGCCCUCAUCACCUUUUUUCAAGUCAAGAUUUCAUCCCAUACACGUAUGACUCAAUCAGAUUUGGAAAUGUGGAUAUGCCCUGUGUGCAAGCCCAGUAUAGCCCUUCACCUCCAGGUUCCAGUUAUGCGGCGCAGACGUACGGCUCGGAGUACACCCCGGAGAUCAUGAACCCCGAUUACACCAAGCUGACCAUGGAUUUCGGCAGUACCGAGAUCACAGCCACUGCCACCACUUCCCUGCCCAGCUUCAGUACCUUCAUGGAGGGUUACUCGAGCAGCUACGAACUUAAGCCUUCCUGCCUGUACCAAAUGCAGCCAUCUGGGCCUCGGCCCUUGAUCAAGAUGGAGGAGGGCCGCGCCCACGGCUACCACCAUCACCACCACCACCACCAUCACCACCAUCAUCACCAGCAGCAGCAGCAACAACCCAUUCAUCCGUCCUCUGGCCCGGAGGACGAGGUGCUGCCCAGCACCUCCAUGUACUUCAAGCAGUCCCCGCCGUCCACCCCCAGCACUCCGAGCUUUCCCCCGCAGGCGGGAGCUGUGUGGGACGAAGCGCUGCCCUCGGCGCCAGGCUGCAUAGCGCCCGGCCCGCUGCUGGACCCGCCGAUGAAGGCGGUGCCCACGGUGGCUGGCGCGCGCUACCCGCUCUUCCACUUCAAACCCUCACCGCCGCACCCGCCCGCGCCCAGCCCUGCCGGCGGCCACCAUCUAGGCUACGACUCGACGGCCGCCGCCGCGCUCAGCCUGCCGCUGGGCGCCGCCGUCGCGGGCAGCCAGGCCGCCGCUCUCGAGGGCCACCCGUACGGGCUGCCGCUGGCCAAGAGGGCAGCCGCGCUAGCCUUCCCGCCGCUCGGCCUCACUGCCUCCGCCGCCUCGUCCAGCCUGCUGGGCGAAAGCCCCGGCCUACCGUCGCCGCCGAACAGGAGCUCGUCGUCGGGCGAGGGGACGUGCGCCGUGUGCGGGGACAACGCCGCCUGCCAGCACUAUGGUGUGCGCACCUGCGAGGGCUGCAAGGGCUUCUUCAAGAGAACGGUGCAGAAAAAUGCAAAAUAUGUUUGCCUGGCAAAUAAAAACUGUCCAGUAGACAAGAGACGUCGAAACCGAUGUCAGUACUGUCGAUUUCAGAAGUGUCUCAGUGUCGGAAUGGUUAAAGAAGUUGUCCGAACAGAUAGUCUAAAAGGGAGGAGAGGUCGGCUGCCUUCCAAACCAAAGAGCCCGUUACAGCAGGAACCUUCUCAGCCCUCUCCACCUUCUCCUCCGAUCUGUAUGAUGAAUGCCCUUGUCCGAGCUUUAACAGACUCAACACCCAGAGAUCUUGAUUAUUCCAGAUACUGUUCCACUGACCAGGCCGCUGCAGGCACAGAUGCUGAGCAUGUACAACAAUUCUACAACCUUCUGACAGCCUCCAUUGACGUAUCCAGAAGCUGGGCAGAAAAGAUUCCAGGAUUUACUGAUCUCCCCAAAGAAGAUCAGACGUUACUUAUAGAAUCAGCCUUUUUGGAGCUGUUUGUUCUUAGACUUUCCAUCAGGUCGAACACUGCUGAAGAUAAGUUUGUGUUCUGCAAUGGACUUGUCCUGCAUCGACUUCAGUGCCUUCGUGGAUUUGGGGAGUGGCUCGACUCCAUUAAAGACUUUUCUUUAAAUUUGCAGAGCCUGAACCUUGAUAUCCAAGCCUUAGCAUGCCUGUCAGCACUGAGCAUGGUCACGGAACGACAUGGGUUACAAGAACCAAAGAGAGUGGAGGAGCUAUGCAACAAGAUCACAAGCAGCUUAAAAGACCACCAGAGUAAGGGACAGGCUCUGGAGCCCACCGAACCCAAGGUCCUGCGUGCCCUGGUAGAACUGCGGAAAAUCUGCACCCUGGGCCUCCAGCGCAUCUUCUACCUGAAGCUGGAAGACCUGGUGUCUCCGCCUUCCAUCAUCGACAAGCUCUUCCUGGACACCCUGCCUUUCUGAGCGGGAGCCUCCUGAGCAGGGAGCUGCCUCAUCAGCUAGCACCUGCUUGCCAGGCAGCAAAGGGAUGAGUCUGGACACCUACCAUUUUCUGUCCUUCCUUAAGAGAAAAAGCAGCUCCUGCAGAAAACAAAGACUUUUUUUUUUUCCUUCUGGCACUUUUCCUUACAACAUAAAGCCAGAAAACUUGCAGAGUAUUGUGUUGGGGUUGUGUUUUAUAUUUAGGCUUUGGGAGGAGGGUGGGGGGUAUAGUUCAUGAGGGUUUUCUAAGAAAUUGCUAACAAAGCACUUUUGGAUGAUGCUCUCCCAGCAGGGGGAAAAAAAAGGAUAAUAUAACUGUUUUAAAACUCUUUCUGGGGAAUACAAUUAGAGUUGCUUUGUAUUUAAAAACAAGAACAGCCAAGGGUUGUUCGCCAGGGUAGGACGUGUCUUGAGACUGAUCCCUUUAGAAUAUGCUUCUGGUAUCAAGGGUACGUAUGUGGUACAAACAAGGCAGAAAUUCCCUUUUCUUAAUUUCUUCCUUCCUUUAUUUUAACAAACGGUGAAAAAUGAAGGAUGACCCAGAAGUCAGACAUAGCAAAAUGAUAAUGGCUGUUUGCUUCCAUAUACAAGUGCAAUUUUUAAAGUGCUGUCUUACUGCGUCUUGUUUAUUAACUCUCCUUUGUUUUAUAUGGAAAUAAAAAGGAGGCAGUCAUGUUAACAAAUGACACAUGCUAAUUUUUCUAGCAAAGGCUUUGUCCACCUGCCCUGUAGAACCCAUCUGAGGUAUGGUCCAUCCAAGACUUUUUGGCCAAUCUUGAUGGAACCAGAUCCCUGCCCUGACUGACCGGCUGUCCUGAAGGGGGCUCAAAUCAUAAAAUGGAUUGUACACAACUGUUUUGGUUGCAUUCUAUCAACCUUGCCAGAGUUCCCUAAACUUGGCUUUAGUUAUAGCAAUUGACUGACACAUCCAUUCAGAAGCCACAGGAACAUUAGAUGAGUCAGGCAAGUAUUUGAUCCCUUGAUGAGAACAUGCAAAUAAGUAGCAACUGGAUCAUACAGGGUAAACAUCAGGGAUAGUAAGGUUUAUAUAUAUAUAUAUAUAUAAUUUAAUUUUUGCUAUCAGCUAAAGAGACAAUUUGGAGAGCAAGCAAGUCUUACUAAAAAAAAAUAGUAUGAAUGUGAGUAUUAGAAAGGAUUAGUGGGCUUUGUUUCAACAUUCCGUGUUCGUACUCCCUUUUGUAUGUUUAUACUGUUAAUGCCAUAUUCUUAUGAGAUAAUUUGUUGCAUAGUGUCCUUAUUUGUAUAAACAUUUGUAUGCACGUUAUAUUGUAAUAGCUUUGCCUGUAUUUAUUGCAAGACCACCAGCUCUUGGAUGCUGAGUUACAGAGUACUUAAGUGGGGGUGUUCACAGUGACUUGGUACACCAAGUAGAAAAAUAAACAUAUAUAUAUAUACACACACAUAUAUAUAUAUAAAUAUAGCAGGUUACAUAUAUAUAUUUAUAAUGUGUCUUUUUAUUAACCAUUUGUACAAUAAAUGUCACUUCCCAUGCAGUUAUUUUAUGGCUCAUUUGCAGUGACUUUUAAGGCAGUACUGUUUAGCACUUUGAUAUUAAAAUUUUGCUUAUGUUUUGCUAAACUCAAAUAAUGUUUGAAGAUUUUUAGGUCUAAAAAUCUUUAUAUUAUAUACUCUGUAUCAAGUCAAAAUACCUUUGGUCGUUUUGCUAAGAAACUUUGAAUGUCAAACUGAUGUCACAGUAGUUUUUGUUAGCUUUAAAUCAUUUUUGCUUUAGUCUUUUUAAAGGAAAAAUAACAAAACUACGCUGUUUAUAUUACCAUUAAAUUAUACAAUCAAACAAAUGCCAAAUGAAUGAAUUGCCUAAUUGCAGCAAAGGAUAACCCAGAUAGCAAAUCAUAUAUGUGUUGUUUUUCAAGAGUCCAUUCUGAUAUUUGAUCACGUAUUAUGUUUGUGUGAGCUUUUAUGAAAGAGUGUUAUUUUUAUAUUAAGAUGAUAGGAUUUGGGAAUGUUCAGAUCUUGGAAUGUUAGUCUUGGAAGAGGCCUGACUUGUCAACUAGUCCAAAUGGCAAAUUCAUAGAGGAAAAAACGGGGGCCUAGCAAAAGGCAAGGACUUACCCAAGGUCAAGGCUAGGAACUCAUUCCCCUUUUACUGGCCUUUCUACUCAACUUACUGCAUUAUAGGAAAACAGGCUUUUAAACAUAACCAUUAAUAUUUACAUUAUACCUGAAGAUAACCACAAGUAAAGUAGUACUUUUGCAUUAAUUUUUUGAGCUUAUAUGAAAACAUCAGUAUUCAGUAUCAGGAAAGCUAAUAUUUCACACAAGGUAGCUUCAGACCAAAUUCAAAUUGAAUUUGAAUAAAUUAGAGACAUUGUGCAUACAUAACCCUCUUGUACACCAUUUGUAUUGGGAAAGUUAAUCCUUGUUUUUGUCGUGUUUGUAAAGGAAAAACAAAACAAAACAAAACCCCAGAGCCCUAGAGAAAUGCUGUUACUUUUUACUUUUACACUUACCAGAUUUAAGGAAAAGACAUUUUAGCCGCGGUAUCUAUUGGUUGAAAGGAGUGAAGAACUUUUUUUAGUUAGAGGUCAUACACUAGUGCUGAAAAUAAACAUUACAGCCAGCAUGCUUCCGUCUUCCAAAGUUAUUACGGGAGCCUACCAAGUCAUUUAUCAGUUCAACUCUUUUUUCUUAUUUUUGUCUUAAUGUUGACACACAAGUGUAAACAGAACGGAUGACCACACUAGCUCAGUAGAGGACAACAAGAAUUAAAGCAGGUGAUUCUUCUCCUUGCAGAAGAGCUCUCUCAGUGUGAACAUGCCUUCUGUGGGAGGAAAUCAGGAAUCCACCAGCUGCCAAUGGAGAGUGCCUUGCUUUUAUUUCAGACAGCAGAGGUUUCCAAAGUUUCUCUGUUCCUCUAACAGCAUUGCUUUUUAGUGUGUGUUAACCUGUGGUUUGAAAGAAAUGCUCUUGUACAUUAACAAUGUAAAUUUAAAUGAUUAAAUUAAAUGACAUUUUA
Molecule: messenger RNA, 8482 nt
Organism: Loxodonta africana (African savanna elephant)
Lineage: Eukaryota; Metazoa; Chordata; Mammalia; Proboscidea; Elephantidae
Gene: NR4A3
Product: nuclear receptor subfamily 4 group A member 3
Exons: 9
Coding region: 3583-5466 (627 amino acids)
Biological process (GO): regulation of transcription by RNA polymerase II; cellular response to corticotropin-releasing hormone stimulus
Cellular component (GO): nucleus; transcription regulator complex
Molecular function (GO): nuclear glucocorticoid receptor binding; nuclear receptor activity; zinc ion binding
Source: RefSeq, a predicted model, not a curated record